This is a messenger RNA of Rubroshorea leprosula, 1090 nucleotides long. The record is from the annotation of a GenBank genome assembly. NCBI's taxonomy places the organism in Eukaryota, Viridiplantae, Streptophyta, Magnoliopsida, Malvales, Dipterocarpaceae.
GUUUAGAACAUAACAUAACAGAACACUUCGAAAACAAAAGGGAAAGAUGGGUAUGAAGAUCGAGGUCGUGUUCUUUUUCUUCGUUCUUCCCCUUGCCCUCGCUGAUCUGAGGGUUGGAUUUUACAAUUCUUCCUGUCCUCAAGCGGAAUCUAUAGUUCGAGGGGUGGUGCAUUAUCAUUUCACGACUGAUAAAUCCAUCACUGCAGCGUUGCUUCGCAUGCAUUUUCACGAUUGUUUUGUUAGAGUAAGCUUCAUUUCAUUCCCAAAUCACAUUCACUCGACCGACAAAAAUCAAUCGGAGAAAGAUGCGGGACCUAACUUCACAGUACGUGGAUAUGAGCUAAUUGACAAGGCCAAGAAUGCCCUGGAGGCCGCCUGCCCUUUGGUUGUUUCCUGCGCAGACAUCAUCACCAUCGCCACACGCUAUGCUGUUGCGCUUGCUGGAGGACCAUCCUAUGUCAUUCCCACAGAACGGCAAGGCGGGCUAGUCUCUGAUCCCAGUGAAAUCAACUUACCAGGACCAACAUUUCCUGUAUCCAAGGCAUUCCAAAAUUUCCAGUCCAAAAACCUAAGCCUAAAUGAUAUGGCGACACGUUUGGGUGCACACGCUGUUGGAGUUGCACAUUGUAAUUUCUUCGUCGAACGGUUAUCAGAUUUCCAGGGGACUGGCAGUCCAGACCCUUCAAUGGACCCAGCUCUGGCAGCUAAGCUCAGACAGGACUGUAGCAUGGUCGGUGAUACAACUGCGUUUCUUGAUCAAAAUAGUUCAUUUGUUGUUGACAAUCAAUAUUAUAAAGAGAUUCUCUUGAAGAGAGGAAUAUUGCAGAUUGAUCAGGAGUUUGCUAAGAUGGCUUUUGUCCGGAUUUGCGUCGAACAACAUCAGAUUCAGCAAAAGGUUUACAGAUGCUAUGGUGAAGCUGGGAAGGAUUGAAGUUCUUGUUGGUAAUGAUGGAGAAAUCAGGAAGAAUUGUAGGGCCUCCAAUUAAGCCAAAACAAAUUACGUAUGAUCAUUUGACAGAGAAAAGUGAAAUUAUUGGUCUCUUAUGUAAUAGCGUAAAAUCAUUUUGGUUAAUGAAUUCAUUUUUAUGAU